Molecule: messenger RNA, 1800 nt
Organism: Ixodes scapularis (black-legged tick)
Lineage: Eukaryota; Metazoa; Arthropoda; Arachnida; Ixodida; Ixodidae
Exons: 1
Coding region: 181-1587 (468 amino acids)
Source: RefSeq, a predicted model, not a curated record
CGACGCCAGAAUUGCGAGUACUGAAUUUUGACUACCAGAAUAGAUAAAACCAUCUACACAUCCAAAUUAAUAACAGUGAAUAUCUCGCAUACACAGCGAAAUUGUUAGCACGCGCAAGUGAUCCUAAGGAUCCACGGUGGCACCGCUACACCAUCGAAUCUCUCCGAGAAAUCCUCUUGGAUGAUAUUCCCGGAGGUGAGCAUGGCCACCCCAAUGCUGUCGCUGCUCGUGCUCAGCGUAACAUCCUCCACCAUUUGCACCGGGCACGCCAACCUGAAUGAGCCCGUCAGUCCAAACAAAGACUUCAAGGCCGAACAAGCGCCGCAGGUCCCCGCGUCUUCAGCGUUGCUGAAAAGCGCCCUCGGCGCAUGGAUUCACGACGGUGACGUAAACGUCGAAGCAAACCCAUCGGCGCCAAACUUGCCGUUUCGGCAACGUCGAGUGUCAUUCCAAGUGGAAGAAAGCCAUCCCGAUGCGAGCUCAAAAAGCAACCAAACAGCUCAGGGGUCACGAGCCAAGCACCACUUCGUCAUACAGGACGCGGCAGACCUACUAGAACCGGUAGUCAAUACCAGUAAAAUCGCUCCGGAUAGCUUUCUAGACGAGGUAAUUAAGAAUGUGCCGGUGGGAAAGCCUGCUCUGACAGGUGGAGUUAGGCGAGCGGGCUCGAGGAACAACACCGGGAACGUCCACAACAUCAGCAGCUCCGAGAAGGUAAUGGGCGACGAACACCCGAUGGAGCUCGGAAAGGUGAAGAUCAGGCCGGCCCACGUGGUCCUGUCCACAAAUGACACACUGCAGCUGGAGUGCUUUGUGGGCUACAAUACGCACGCCUCGGUCUCAUGGACCCUGAACGACAGGGUACUGUUCGAAGUGGACGUGUCCAGGAUCCAGACCAUAGACUACAAGGGCGUCAAGAUCAUGGCCUCUUCCAUCCUCAUUCGCAAUGUGCUCAAGCUCCCCACCUUCAAGGAGAUAUACGUCUUCAAGUGCAUCUACCUCUUCGACGACGAGAUGCAGACGGCGCAGAGCGUCGUGCACGCCAGGGUGACGGACGACUGCCAGACGGACCACGACUGCGCGCCCCGCAACGCCAAGUGCGCCAACAGCCGUUGCGCCUGCACCAACAGCCUGUUUCCCGUCAAACUGCAGUCGGUGCACACAACGUGCCGCGCGGAGGCCUUCCUCGAGACCGAGUGCCUCUACGACGAACAGUGCGAGAACGUCGAACCCAAGAGCGAAUGUACCGUGCACCACUGGUGCGCCUGCAUCAACGGCUACGCUCGAGACGCCUGGAGCAACUGUCUUCCGAGGUCGUCGGGGCUGCGCACCCGUUGCAACUCGGACCGAGACUGCAUCGACCUGGGCGCCAGCUGCGUCCUCAGCCACUGCAGCUGCCUGGGGGAGCUCCAAGAGAAGAAUGGCCGCUGCAUUUCCAGGCAGAAGGGCUCGGGCGACUUGCUAAAGCACAGCCUGGUCGCCAGGGCGUCCCAGAGCGAGGCGUACCUGCAGCAGCCUGUGCCAGUACUCACCUUGCUGGUCACGUUGGCACCCUGUCUCUUGGCAAGGGUGCUUGUACGGAGCUAGUGUGGCUCAGACAGUUGAUAGAAUGCUCGCAGCUGCCGUGGCACAUUAAACCUUUUCCACUUUUGCUCUCGUCAAACCAGAUAUUGGUCCGAGGCAAUUCGGCUGCACGAUUCUGUUUUAGCUCGUAGCGGUCAGUCGGAGCUAUGCAAAAGAUUUAUCGCACCUUUCCCGUAACUCUUAUAAAAAAAAAAAGAAAAAAAAUCCCUCAGGCAA